UAUGCCUGAUAUGUGGAGGAGAAAAAAAACGGUCAAUUUGACUGUUUCCUAGAAGCUCUCAGGAAAAUUGUACUAAAUGCUUCAUUUGGCGUAGAGUUUUGUAGCUUUACCAAACCGACAUAGCGGCUAGCCUAGCUAGCAUUAUUUCAUGGCAUCUUUCCAACUCACCUUAUUUGUUGUGAUAUCUACAGCGAUUCAGCAGGUCCAGCUAACAAGCUAGCUCGGGGUUAGCAUAACUAGCUAACUGACGUUCAGUAGGAAACAUAGCUACACCAGAGAUAAGCUAGGUGAACGUGCCGGGUGCUUGCUUAACUUCUCUAAUUUCGUGCGUCCUUGCGAUUUAAUCGAAAUAGUUUCUCUGACGAACUUUUUUUUCUAGCCAACAAACAAUGCAUUUCUACAACAAGUCUAAUGUUUAUUCCAUGAAUUUGACAAGAAGAUAGCUAGCUAACUUUGCUGGCUAACACCGCCUGGCUAGCUUCAAGAGCUUGCUCGUUUUUUGGUAACGUUACUCUUUGUUUUGACAAAGGACUUGACAUUUUUUUUCUCUUCCAUAUUUGGAAUAUACCUGGGACAUUUAGUAUUUCCGGGGCCAUGUCUCCCCAGAAGCACGGUUCUUCUGACGGCGGCAACAACGUAUCGGGUCCCGCUGUGGGAUACGUUGGUACCGGUGGCGGCAGAGCGAACGGCCGUGUCGACCACCACCAGACAACUGCAGUUGUGAUGCCCGCAGCCAAGAAGCCGAAAAUGGAACUGGUUCAAGCCGAUCAUGAGUUGUUCUUGCAGGCAUUUGAAAAACCGACCCAGAUCUACAGGUUUCUCAGAACAAGGAACUUGAUAGCGCCCAUAUUUCUGCACAGAACCCUCACCUACAUGUCCCACAGAAACUCCAGAACAAACGCCAAACGGAAGUCCUCCAGGGUGGAUCACCUGCUGUACAGAGUGGAGAAGAAGAGGGCUGAGCAGAAGGCACACAGGGAUCAUGAGAAGUCAUCCGUAGACUCAGAGAAUGAGCAGAACUCUGUUUCUCUAGAGGUGCUGCUGGUUAAAGUCUGUCACAAGAAGAGGAAGGAUUACUGUCCAGUGAAGCAGGUUCCUACUCAGCCCCAGUCUUGUAUUGGUACAGAGGAUGUGUGUAACAGGAAGAAGAGAAGCUCCACCGUCAGACAAGAAGAAGUUGGAGAAACGAUGUUCGUAGCUCAGAUGACUGUGUUUGAUAAGAACAGGCGUCUGCAGUUGUUAGAUGGAGAGUAUGAGGUGUCUAUGCAGCAGAUGGUGGACUGUCCUGUCAACAAGAAGAGAGCCACCUGGGAAACGAACCUGGAUGGAAAGCUCCUCCCUCCGUUUGAGACGUUCUCCAAGGGUCCUACUCUCCAGUUCACACUGCGUUGGACAGGCGAGCCCAGUGAUAGGUCGACGGCCCCUGUGGCCAAACCCCUCGCCACGCGGAACGCUGACGCUAGCAGCCUGACCUCCGACCCUAAGCCCUGCUCCCUCAGACCCACUCAGACCGUAGCUGUGAAAGACUCCUUCAGCAGUACAGAGUUUCAGAUGAGACAAGAACACACACUUGAGGAACCGAGUGACAAUCUACGCAUAUUCUACCAGUUCCUGUAUAACCACAACACACAGCAGCAAACCGAGGCUAGAGAUGACCUCCACUGUCCCUGGUGCACUCUGAACUGUAGGAGACUCUACAGUCUCCUCAAACACCUCAAACUGGCCCACAGCAGAUUCAUCUUCAACUACGUGCCCCACCCUAAAGGAGCGAGGAUAGACGUGUCUAUUAAUGAGCGUUACGACGGGGUGCAUGCUGGGAAUCCUCGGGAUAUUCACAGUCAGCCCGGCUUCGCCUUCAGCAGGAACGGACCCGUCAAGAGAUCCCCCGUCACACACAUCCUCGUCUGCAGACCGAAGCGUCUCCUCCCCCCCAGUCUGUGUGAGUUCCUGGAGGCUGAUGGAGGAGAGGGAGACCAGCAGAGAAUCAUCCCUGGUCACAACCGCCUCUACUUCCGUUCAGACAGCUGUACCCCCAAAACACCCCAGGAGGUAGAUCACGACAGUGAGGAUGAGACUGACCCCUUCUGGCUCCGAGAGAGGACCAUCAUGCAAAUCCAGGAGUUUACAGACGUGAACGAUGGAGAGAAGGAGGUGAUGAAGCUGUGGAACCUUCACGUCAUGAAGUAUGGCUACAUAGCAGAUAACCAGAUGAACGGAGCAUGUCUGGCGUUUGUGGAAGGUUGCGGUGCGUACAUUGCCAGGAAGAACCUCUGUAGGAACUUCCUGUUACACCUGGUCAGCAUGCAUGACUUUAAACUGGUUACCACGGCAACCAUCAACCAGGCCAUGACACGCCUCCGACACAUCCAGCAGCAGGAAGGAGGAGAGUGUUGGGUGACAGCGCUGGAGUCUCCGUCUGAGCUGCAACCCGACUAUGCCACAUGUAAUGACGACCACACGGAUGGUAAGAGUAACCAUGGUAAUGGCCGCACGAAUGGAAAUGGCGAUGAAGCUGGUAGUUCUGUUGCUGUGGAAACGUCCAGGCCGAGCAAGAGGCAUAAGUUGUGAGGUACCCUCCGGCCCUCUCCUGGAGGAGUGAUGAGUAUCUAAAAUGAUGCCCGGUGAUUGGCUGAGUGGAGGGUGAAAGAGGGUGUGUUGGUGUUGGUGGUGAUUGGAGGGGAUAAUAAGAGAGACUCCUGAUGACAUCAUACCAAACAAGCACUGGGUGUUGGGUUUACCGUAUAGAGGUGGUGGGCCAGAAUCAUUUAAGUCAAUUUGGACACACACACACACACACACACACACACACACACACA
This is a messenger RNA of Oncorhynchus gorbuscha (pink salmon), 2816 nucleotides long. RefSeq names its product polycomb protein SUZ12-like. Gene Ontology annotation, cellular component: ESC/E(Z) complex; nucleus. The transcript is spliced from 16 exons. The coding region runs from base 595 to 2568 and encodes 657 amino acids. The record is from RefSeq and is a predicted model, not a curated record. Gene Ontology annotation, molecular function: chromatin DNA binding. Lineage: Eukaryota; Metazoa; Chordata; Actinopteri; Salmoniformes; Salmonidae.